Messenger RNA from Pocillopora verrucosa, 2573 nucleotides. RefSeq names its product peroxidase-like. Gene Ontology annotation, biological process: response to oxidative stress. Gene Ontology annotation, molecular function: heme binding; peroxidase activity. The record is from RefSeq and is a predicted model, not a curated record. Lineage: Eukaryota; Metazoa; Cnidaria; Anthozoa; Scleractinia; Pocilloporidae.
AUGGUUGCUGUGGAAGGCCGCUUAUUUCAAGAAACUUUGGAGACAGCAGUGAGAUUGUGUCAGUGUUUCAUCGCGAGAGUACUUCUACUUUUCGCUGCUUUGGAAGUACGAUGCAGUUCCUAUGUUAUGCAAUCAAGCCCUCAGCAGGAUCUUGCGGACACACUUCUUCUACCAAACUGCAAUUGCCUUGCCGUGAGGCAGAAUUGUAUCAGGGGCUCUCUAUUUCGCACCUUUGACGGUACAUGCAACAAUCUCUGCAAUAUAACUAACGGAGCGGCCGGAUCGUCAUUUUUGCGUCUCGAUCGCCUCGAUCCACCCAAUACGUUUCAACAACCAGGCAACCUACCUCGAGUUAAAUCAGUUACUGGCGGUUUUCUCAGAAACGCAAGAAACAUCAGCAGAAUAGUCUUCAAAAACACCGACGCCAACGUAAACAACACCGCUCCAAACUUUACCCACGUGACAAUGACGUGGGGACAAUUUUUGGAUCAUGACCUAACUCUAACUCGGUUAGUUCCUGGUAUUGAGUGUGGAGUGAAUAAUGCACCAUGUGAAGAUAAAAAGGGAUGUACCAACAUCGACAUCCUAGAAGGUGAUGAGCUUCUUAAUAAUAAAAGUGCAAGAUGUAUUCCACUUAGGAGAGCAAAACAGAAUAACCAGGGCGAGCAGAUGAACGACAUUACAGCUUACAUCGACGCUUCACAAGUAUAUGGCUCAGACAAAGAAACAGCAGAAAGCCUGCGCGACCAGGAAGAUCGCAGAUUUCUGGAUGUGACGCCAGUCGCAAAAGCUGCAGUGCGGCAGUGUGGGCUGCUUCCAGACGCUGAGAAAGAUGCUUUUUGUAGAUCUCCAAAUCCAAAAGACAAACCGUGUUACCGUGCUGGCGACGAAAGAGUAAAUGAAAACCAAGCUUUAAUGGCAAUGCAUACUUUGUGGGUUCGAGAGCACAAUCGCAUCGCCAAAAAACUAAUCGAAUUAAAUCCAAAAUGGGAAGUUGAAAAAGUAUUCCAAGUGACAAGGAAAAUCGUGGCAGCACAAUUACAGCACAUCACAUACAAUGAGUGGCUAAAAGUGUUAUUCAGUGAUUCCGUGCUGGAAAGGGAAGGUCUGUUGUUGGAGCCACCUGGUAAAUUCUUUAUGGGAUAUAAUGCAUCGAUUAAUGCAGGAAUAUUAAACCACUUUGGAACAGCAGUUUUGAGAGUGGGUCACACCUUAAUUCGAUCAAGCUUUGGAUUAAUUACCAAUUCAAGGGUCAGGCGCUCCAGUAAACUCAUUUAUCGCGGACGUACUGCAGUGGACUUUUUCAAUCCAGCCCCCUUGCUACUGGGACUCAAAGUUAACCUCAUUGGAGAAAUCUUAUAUGGUCUCGUUAACGAGCUAGCCCAGCUCCCGGAUAAGAACUUUGUUGACGUCAUAAGAGAACGUGUAAUAAUAGAAGGACCAACUAUUGAUGGUAUUGUUGGCGAUCUUCCGGCAAUAAACAUUCACCGCGGUAGGGAUCACGGCUUACAAACGUUCGUAAAAUUCCGCGAGAUUUGUGGUGCAGGCCCAAGUAAUAACUUUGGUCAACUUCGUAAUACCAUAAAUCGCCCAGAGAUCAUGAAACUGAGACAAGCCUAUGAAAAUGCAAAAGACAUCGAUUUAUUUGUAGGCGGCAUCCUCGAGUUUCCCACUCUUGGAAGCGUGCUAGGUUUUACGUUCACCUGUCUUAUGACCAAGCAGUUUAGACAUCUGCGACAUGGUGAUCGAUUCUGGUAUGAAAGAAAUGACCCUAUUGCCGCAUUCACUCUUCCUCAGCUUGAAGAGAUACGAAAGACGUCAUUGUCCCGAGUAUAUUGUGACAAUACAGACAACGUGAUCUUCAUUCAGAAAAAUGCCUUUAAACUCCGAACUGGUAACAACGGAGACAAUCCUGUAAUCGAUUGUGACUUUAUUCCCAGAUUGAACUUGGAAGUUUUCGGAGAGGAGGAAGAGCCCAUUGAUGAACUACCGGGUAUGCCUAUUGUGCAAGAUUGUCCUCAGGACUUUGUUCCAUUUAGAGGUGGUUGUAUCAGAUUCUUCCUUACCCCUACCAUAACAUUCGAGGCUGCAAGAUCAUUUUGUAUGAGCUUUAAGACUAAAGACAAUAAACUGGGAGAUCUUAUCGAGAUUCGAUCACUUGAAGAGAAUGCUGAAGUUGUUUAUCUUGCCCCUGAUAAUGGGCAAAGAUAUUACAUUGGUGUGACGGACUUAGAAGAGGAGGGUGUUUUUCGCCUGAAUGGAGACACAAAUCCAGCGCCAUUUCUUAACUUUCCACCUGGCUUUCCUCAAGAUUUGAUAACUGAAGAACAAAGAGACUGUGUUGUCUUAGCAACGCAUCCGGAUACCACUUUUUCACUAUGGUACACAGUGCCUUGCACAAACAGUUGGGCUUUUAUAUGUGAGUGUGAAGGUCCGUGCUUUCAGUCCACCGUGGCUGUUUAAAUGAAAAACUAUAGACUUUCGAAUAAGUCACACCGUAGACGAGAAUCAAGCUGUAAUUUAAUUAGACUGAUAUAUGAUCUUGAAGUUUUCAAUCACGCCGUGACAUUAUA